CGUUCACUCAAUCUUUCAAGACCCAACCAACUGUCUUUUCCACUUUGAUCCAACAUCAACUACCAAAAAAAUCCGCAUCUCAGCCUCUCUAUAAUUCUCUGAUUCACCAGCUCUGAGUUUCAAAAUCUGCGGUUCAUAGAAUUCCAAGAAAACCAGAGAUGGGGUUAUCUGGAUUGACGCCAAAACGCUGUUGAAGUAAUGCCAAAAAACUCUGUAAAGUAAAUGCUAAAUCGAUGGCUUUAUGGUGUGUCGGCACAGCAUUUCCUCUGAAGAGGACGCGUGUUGACCCACCUCUACGGCUCGUUCGUGAUAUUAUGAUUUAUGACACAGCCACCAAACCCACUUUACCCCUUUAAUGGUUAGCUGUUAGCACCACUAUCUUGUUUUUCUUGUAGUCCGGAGCCCCUUCUCCUCAAAUUUGGUUGUUGGGUUUGUAAAUUGUGUAUCAAAUUUGUGGGUUUGGUGGUUUGACGACGAGGAUUUGUUGUAUCAUGCAAAGGAGGAAGAUUACCACAGAUUCUCAGUACUAUGACAGAAAGGGGAUUGCAAAAUGGUGAAGAAACAGAGGAAUUUAACAAAUCAGCAAACUUCUGUCCAAAUGCGGAAUGCUGAAUAUGUGGGUUUGGAGGAGGACGAUGCUUCUCCCAAGUAUGAUAAUUUCAAGAAGGUUUCCAUUAUACCUCUUGUUUUCCUUAUCUUCUAUGAGGUCUCUGGGGGUCCGUUCGGUGUUGAAGACACUGUCCAGGCAGCUGGCCCCCUUUUAGCUCUUCUUGGCUUUCUGCUUUUCCCAUUUAUAUGGAGCAUCCCAGAAGCCUUAAUAACUGCAGAAAUGGGUACAAUGUUCCCGGAGAAUGGUGGAUAUGUGGUUUGGGUUUCUUCGGCUUUGGGCCCCUAUUGGGGUUUUCAGCAAGGUUGGAUGAAGUGGUUGAGUGGAGUCAUUGAUAAUGCGCUAUACCCAGUUCUGUUUCUAGAUUAUCUGAAAUCAGCAAUCCCAGGUUUAGAAGGUGGGUUGCCUAGGAUAAUAGCGGUUCUAGCUUUGACGCUGGCUCUCACUUACAUGAACUACAGAGGUUUGACCAUUGUGGGAUGGGUUGCUGUGCUAUUAGGAGUGUUCUCAAUUCUUCCUUUUGUCGUUAUGGGACUGGUGGCAAUUCCUGAACUGGAGCCUUCAAGAUGGUUUGUUAUAGACCUGCACAAUGUAAACUGGGGUUUGUAUUUAAACACUCUCUUCUGGAAUCUGAACUACUGGGACUCAAUUAGUACUCUUGCAGGAGAGGUGGAGAACCCCAAUAAAACUCUGCCAAAAGCUCUUUUUUAUGCUCUUAUUUUGGUUGUUCUAGGGUAUUUUGUUCCUCUUCUGGUUGGUACAGGAGCUAUACCACUUGAUCGGGAGAUGUGGGUUGAUGGGUAUUUCGCAGAUAUUGCUAAGAUUCUAGGAGGUAUAUGGUUACGAAGUUGGAUCCAAGGGGCCUCAGCUCUGUCAAACAUGGGGAUGUUUGUGGCCGAGAUGAGCAGUGACUCCUUUCAGCUUUUGGGGAUGGCAGAACGUGGGAUGCUCCCAGAUUUCUUUGCCAAGAGGUCUCGCUAUGGGACCCCUCUUACUGGGAUUUUAUUUUCUGCAUCUGGUGUGAUUUUGCUCUCAUGGUUGAGCUUUCAAGAGAUUGUAGCUGCAGAGAACUUCUUAUACUGUUUUGGAAUGAUUAUGGAAUUCAUAGCAUUUGUAAAGUUAAGGAUGAGAUACCCAGCAGCAUCCCGGCCUUAUAUGAUACCUGUUGGUACAACUGGAGCAAUUUUGAUGUGUAUACCCCCAACCUUAUUGAUUUGUGUGGUAUUAGCUCUUGCUUCUUUCAAAGUCAUGGUUAUUAGUCUCUUGGCUGUGAUGAUUGGGCUUGUUAUGCAGCCUUGUCUCCUUUAUGCUGAGAAAAAGAGAUGGCUCAGGUUCUCCAUGAGUUCUGACCUUCCAGAUUUUCAUUCUGCCUACCAUGGAGAUACCGAAUCAGGGAAACAGUAGCAAACCUCAGACUUUGACAAUGUAAUAAUGAGAUUUAGCCUCCUUUUAUUUGAACUUUUUGUCCUAGUUGUGUUUAUAAACAUCUUAAGAUGAUUAUGAAUAUGUGGCCCAGAGUUAUUCCUA
Vitis riparia (riverbank grape) is the source of this 2134-nucleotide messenger RNA. Its product is annotated as probable polyamine transporter At1g31830. Gene Ontology annotation, cellular component: membrane. Gene Ontology annotation, molecular function: transmembrane transporter activity. Gene Ontology annotation, biological process: transmembrane transport. The transcript has 3 exons. NCBI's taxonomy places the organism in Eukaryota, Viridiplantae, Streptophyta, Magnoliopsida, Vitales, Vitaceae. Bases 551 to 2011 code for a protein of 486 amino acids. The record is from RefSeq and is a predicted model, not a curated record.